AUGUCCGUUAUCGGUGUGGACUUUGGUAACGUUGACUGUGUCAUUGGUCAGGCGAAACGUGGUGGCAUUGACAUUAUCUUGAAUGAAAAUUCGAAUCGUAAAAAUCCGAAUAUGGUCUGUGUCCAAGGCAAACAGCGCUUCAUUGGUGAGGCAGCCAUUAGUAUGGCACGUAUGCACUAUAAGAAUACGGCUACGGACAUUAAACGUUUAAUUGGGUGUAAAUUUAAUCACCCAGAGGUCCAGCAGGAGAUUGCACAGCUUGCGUAUCAAUGUAUCGAGCUUGCAAGUGGUGACGUGGGAAUUGUACUCAAUUACAACGACGAGCCCGUGACAUUUUCGUGUGAACAAGUUGUUGCUAUGAUUCUCAACAAGAUGCAGAGCAUUGCAGCUGCUGCUAAUGAGGGUGUAAACCCCGCUUACUGUGUACUCUCAUGCCCUGGCUACUACACUGACGUGCAACGUCGUGCUCUGCUUAAUGCCACGAAAAUCGCGGGUCUCAACUGCCUGCGUCUCAUUAAUGAGCAUACGGCCAUUGCCCUAGCCUAUGGCAUCUACAAAUCGGCUCGUAACCUCUUUCACGAGACAGAUCCUCAGCACGUCAUGUUUAUUGAUUUGGGCCACGCGAGCUACACGGUCUCAAUUGUCGCCUUUGUACAAGGCCGUCUCACAGUUAAAUCGGUCGCUUUUGACCGUUUUCUCGGUGGACGUGACUUUGAUUUGGUCAUUGCCAAGGACGCAGCUGCCAAGUUUGCUGAAAAAUACAAGACAAACCCGCUUGACAACCCCAAGUCACGCAUUAAAUUGCUUUCGGCUUGCGAGAAGGCCAAGAAAAACCUUAGUCCGUAUGGCGUCUCGGCUACGCACCUUAACAUUGAGUGUCUCGCGGAUGACCGUGACUACAAUGCGCAGGUGACGCUUGAGGAGUUUGAGGGACUUAUUGCUCCGCUUUUGGAGCGUCUGGAUGGACCCCUUGAGCGCGCUCUUGCUGACGCCGGUGUAGAGAAGUCGCAGCUAACGAAUGUAGAGAUUGUCGGUGGUGGCACCCGUGUGACCAGUGUAAAGCGCCACAUUGCCGAGGUUUUGGGUCUGGACAAGGAACAGCAGAAUUAUGGUCUCAGUACGACUUUGAACGCUGACGAGUCAGUGGCCCGCGGUUGUGCCCUAAACUGUGCUAUCCUAUCGCCCAUGUUUAAAGUGAAGGAGUUCAGCGUCACGGAUCGUGUGCACUUCCCCGUGCGUGUGUCGUGGGACGGCAGCGCCUUAGCUGCUACGGACACCGCUGACGACGAUGAGGACGUAAACAUGGAGGUCCCCGCUUCAGACGACAGCGCACUGGUGAUCUUUACUCGCAAGGACGAAUACCCAAAGACAAAACGCAUAACAUUCCGCCGCGACAAGCCGUUCUCUAUCGAUGCGCUUUACGAUGAGUCAGCCAAGCCCUUCCUGCCACCUGACUAUGUGAUGGACAUCGGCAAGUACACGAUCUCGGGUAUGCCUGCCCAGGAGGCUGGAGCCGAGAUCGCCAAGAUCCGCGUAAACGUGCAGCAAGACAUGAACGGUCUGUUCUCGGUGGCGUCUUCGCAGCUGAUGCAGGAAAUUAAGGAAGAGAAGUGUGUUGAGGCUGAGAACGACGAGAAAAAGGAGGGCGAGGACAAGAAGGAAGACAAGCCCGCUGAGCCCAAGAAGAAGCGUUUCCGCAAGAUCGAGCUUACCGUGGACUCGCAAAUUAGUGGUUUGUCGGCUGCUGACGUGUUCUCUGCCACUGAGCAGGAGCUGAAGAUGGCGCAGCAGGACCGUGUGAUUGAAGAAACGUUCAACAAGCGCAACGAGCUGGAAAGCUUCGUGUACGAGAUGCGCAACCAGAUUACAGACAAGCUGGCUAGCUUCAUCACUAGUGAUGAAAAGAGCAACCUUGAAACAAAGCUGGUGGAGACGGAGGACUGGCUUUACACGGACGAAGGCUUCGACAGCACUAAGUCAGUGUACCAGCAAAAGCUGGAUGAUUUGCGCAAGCUAACCUCGCCAGUGGAGUUUCGUCUAACGGAGAGCACGGAACGUGCCGUUGCUCAGGCUGAGCUAACGACUUUGCUGGAGGAGUACAAGCGCAUGGUCAACUCGGGUGACGACGCGUACUCGCACUGGACCGAGGAUGAGAAGACGAAGCUCCGCCAGACAUGCGUUGAUGCCGAAGCGUGGUUAUUCGACGGCCUUACGAAGCAGGCGGAGCUGGAUUCGACGAAAGCUCCGGUGCUCACGUCGGUUUCCAUCCGUAGCAAGAUCGCGGCCGUGCGCGUGGUGGCUCUUCCGAUCACAACCAAGCCGAAACCGCAACCGAAGGUGGAGACGCCUAUCACUUCUGAGCCAACUGAAGCCACACCUGCUGACGAGAAGGACGAGGCCGAAAAGAUGGACCUGGAUUAA
Peronospora farinosa is the source of this 2421-nucleotide messenger RNA. Lineage: Eukaryota; Oomycota; Peronosporomycetes; Peronosporales; Peronosporaceae. The record is from the annotation of a GenBank genome assembly.